UUAAUCCGACAGGAUUGGUUUGAAGCCAACGGACUGGAGAAAACAGGAGCGGAGGGUAAUGUCGGAGUCCACUGUUUUAACUCCAGAAACAAGGACUUCAGACGAUGUUAAUGCACAGACAGGAGUACUUAAAGGAUAAUAUAUAAGUUUUCAGACAUGAGAGACUAACUUUGGAGGUGAGUUUUUUGGGGGAGACGCAGAAGUUGACGGGGCAGUCCGCCGAGGUCUCAACAUGGAUGUCCGGGGAGCAACGGUGCGGCUUUGAGGAGGAAUUAAGGCCGUUUCUGGGUUAUUUCUGGUCGCGAGUUUGUCUGACGGAGCUGAGGAUUUAAAAUCAGAUACGUAUUUACCAGGUUAAAAUAGUUCAAGUCACAAUUGGUGUGGCUAUAUAAACUAAGAUGCUGAAGCUGAUCAGGCGAGAUGUGCCGCUCUCAGAGAGGCUGGGGGAGGACUCUCCUCUGGCCGCAGCACCCGGCCCCCUGCCAACAGCAGCCCCAAUGGGCCCCAACAUUUCAUGGCUCCCUGAAGCCCCUCUGCUGAGCCCGGACCAGCCUAUCUUCCUCAUGACACCGGCAGCGCAGGCUGUGUCUGGCUUCUUCGUCUGGACCGCACUCAUUCUCACCUGUCACCAGAUCUACAUGCACCUACGGUUCUACAGCUCGCCGAGGGAGCAGCGCCACAUCGUACGGAUCCUCUUCAUUGUUCCUAUCUAUGCCUUUGACUCUUGGCUCAGCCUCCUCUUCUUCACCAACGACCAGUACUACGUGUACUUUGACACCGUCAGGGACUGCUACGAGGCGUUUGUGAUUUACAACUUCCUGAGCCUGUGCUAUGAAUACUUGGGAGGCGAGAGCGCCAUCAUGGCUGAGAUCAGAGGAAAACCCAUCGAGUCCAGCUGUAUGUACGGUACCUGCUGUCUGAGGGGGAAGGCCUACUCCAUCGGCUUCCUGCGCUUCUGCAAGCAGGCCACUCUGCAGUUCUGCGUGGUCAAACCGCUCAUGGCCGCCAUCACCGUCAUCCUGCAGGCCUACGCCAAAUACAAGGACGGAGACUUCAAUGUUGCCGGCGGUUACCUGUACGUGACCAUCAUCAACAACAUCUCGGUUAGCUUGUCUCUGUAUGCCCUCUUCCUCUUUUACUUCUCCACCAGGGAGCUGCUCAGCCCUUACAGCCCCAUGCUCAAGUUCCUCAUGGUCAAGUCCAUCAUCUUCCUGUCCUUCUGGCAGGGCGUCUUGCUAGCCAUCCUGGAGAAGUGCGGGGCCAUCCCCAAGAUUGACUCAGUGGACGUGUCUGUCGGCGAGGGGACGGUCGCCGCCGGUUAUCAGAACUUCAUCAUUUGCAUCGAGAUGUUUUUUGCGGCGUUGGCUCUGCUCCAUGCUUUCACAUACAGAGUCUACAUGGACAAGAGUCUGGAUUCACAAGGACCUGUUCCUACAUAUGGAGAGUUUGGUCGCUGUGCCCCUAUGAAGAGCAUCUCCAGCAGCCUGAAGGAGACCAUGAACCCGGGAGACAUGGUCCAGGACGCCAUCCACAACUUCUCCCCGGCCUAUCAGCAGUACACCCAGCAGUCCACGCUGGAGCAGGGGGUGCCGCAGCCCGUCUCCCGCACGCACAACGCCGCCAGCGGACGCGGUGACACGGAGAAGACCCUCCUGCUAAGCUCCGAUGACGAAUUCUAGAGCCGAAAACAAGACUGUUUUAACGGCGGAUGGUACUUUAUCCUCCUGUUCUCUCUCUCUCUCUCUCUCUCUCUCUCCACUCUCCUCUCUUCUCCUCUCUCUCUCUCUCCUCUCUCCUCUCCCUCUCUCUCCUCUCCGUUCUUCUCUCUCUCUCUCUCUCUCUCUCUGUGUGUGUGUGUGAGAUGGAGACUGACCAUGGAUGCAAGGAUCUUCCUGCGUCACUGUUUCUGCACCCCCAUCCCGAGCGUCUUAUUUAGCAGGACCACUUUAAGCUGAUUUGGUGUUAAACCCUUGGCAAGAAGAUGAAAAAGCUUGUGUCAGUUUUCAGGGAAGGUUGUGAGUCACACUCUUACAUACUGAAUCAUGCUUGACUUUUGGAAAGUUUCAGCUCAGUCAUGUGGCAAUGCAAUCAUCCUAAUGGAUGUUAUGGUUUUUGUCCUUGGGCAUUGGUUUACAUUUUGAAAGCCCUGUUGUUGUUAAAAAUAAAUAUUUAGAUACAAAUUUGCAACUAUUUAACAAAUUAGUUGGUCGCCAAAUACAUUCAUGUGCUUCAAAACGGAAGCUGUUUUCAGAAGAAAUCAGCCAUUAGAAUGUUUUACAAAGAUUUCAACUAAACCUAGAUGAAUUUUACGUGAGCUGGGGAGACCCUGGUGUAUUGUGGGAUUUAAGGGAUACCCUUCACUGCAGUGUGGGGAUGGAUUUAAAGGGAAGCUAAGCGGGGAAAAAAACCUGAGUUAAAGUUAACUGUAUGGAUCAGGAGAGCAGAUUAUAGAUUAUACAGUGCAGCUGCUCCAGGAGAGAUGAGCAGCAGCAUCAGAGCUGGUCAGGAUUACGCCGGGGUUACUGGGCCGUUAUUGAAUGGCCGGGAUUAAAGUUUGUGCCAGUUCACUCAGGGAGUAGACCUCUGCAGGACACAAUGGAGGUUAACUGGGUUGAGGGAAAAACAACAACAACAACAGCUUCAUCAAAUGAAUUAAAGCUUUCCUUUGAUAAUACUCAUCGAAAAACCCCAGAAAGGAUUCUCUCACACACACACACACACACACACACACACACACACACACACACACACACACAGAGAUAUCUUCUGUCAUUUAAUUUUAAGUAGUGCAUUUUCAAAUAUCCACCAAUUUCACAACCUAAACUUCCUGAUUGGCUCCAGAUACUUAAAAUCCAUCCAAAGCAGGUGUGUUGUGUGUUUCUGCACUGGCCCUGACACACCCACUGCAGUCAGUUCUCUGUCAGCCAAUCAGGUUUCAGUAUUGUAAGUUUAUUUUUAUUUUUUUUAUUUAUUAUUUUUGCUUGUAAGGCUCUGUCUUAAGCGUAGUUUUGGUUUUUGCAGCAGGAGUAAGCAAGUAACUGCACAUUUUACAGUUCUUAUCCUGAGCUAGUUAAAAGCUUAAAAACCCUGAAUAUUAGCACAGUAAUAUAGGGAAAUAUGUCACCUACCACAUAUAUUUGAUGCAUUUACAGUCAAUAUUCUCUGUUAAAAAUAACAUGUAAUGUGUAAACUUGUUACAUUUCUUCAACUUCUGUUCUUCCAGGCAGUCUUAUUUUUUCUUUUUUAUUUUUUAUUUAACUUCACCGCAGGCAGAGCUAGUUAUUUGUUUUACACAUAAUUGGAGUUCUUGAGUCAUGUGAAUGAGUCAUGGCGAGUCUGCCAACGUGUUUACUGCCAAGUACUGCCACUGCCCUGCUGAAGCCCCGUGUGAACAGCAGGGGGCCGCGUGGAGAACACAUGGGCACAUUCACACUCUUAUCAACAGGCAGACCGGCAGUUAUUAUCACACACAAUAAGCUUGGUGCACGUGGAACUGCUUUGUCCGAGCACGCCCCAGCCUCAGGCAGUGGUCAUGGGUCUUUUUUUAUUUCCGCUUGGGCCUGACAUAAUCUUGGUUUUAAAUAGGACAGAAGCCAUGGCUGUGCACAGAAGCCGUGUCCUAUUUUUAGACUUUACUGAGUGUUGUCUGGGUAAUUGGGUUGCUACAUUUUGACAUGAAUACAAAAUGGAUUAUUUUUAACAUAACUGAGCUUCAUCCCUCUACAAGUGACCCUGUAUUUUUUAUUUUUUUUAUUUUUAGAAAUGCCCUGGUCAGUUGAUUGUGUUGCAGUGACGGUACACUACAGUUUCUUAUCUAAAUAAAUGCAUUUUAAUGCUGAACCAUUGAAUGACAGUGCCGAUAUUUUGGGGUUGAAGACAUUCUUUUGUGCGUUGGUUGGUGUGCUUCUAUGGACAUUUUCCUAAAAAAACAAGUUUUAUCAGGGUGAAAAUUAACCGAUGCAAGUUUUUAUUUAUUUUUAUUUUUUAUUAAUUGAAUUGCAGCUCCUAAAGGCAGGUUUCCAAUUUGAAAGCAAAGUAGAGGUACAUCCAUUGUACCACACUUUGAAUGCCAUUAGUCACUUUCGAGCUUCUUCCUCUUUCUCUACGUCCUCAUCCUCUGGUGACGUGUGCUGAGGAAAUGCUGCAGAUGUAAAUACUGUUUCCAGUGCUGUACGUUGGAAUAGUCAUGUAUGCUGUAAAGAUGGAGCGCAGGAGAAGAAAAGACCUAGUUUUGUAUUUUUUACUGUCUUUUCUUUGUUUUUAAUUAUUUCACAUGUUUUUGGUUUCUAGUUGUUUGUAUAUGAUAAAGCUGCUCAUGAUGCUAUUAUUUCAUGUCAAAUGGAGAAAUAUCUACAGAUAUAUUAAAAGAUAUUUAGUCU
Messenger RNA from Etheostoma spectabile (orangethroat darter), 4379 nucleotides. It is a transcript of the gene tmem184ba, whose product is annotated as transmembrane protein 184ba. The coding region runs from base 399 to 1679 and encodes 426 amino acids. The record is from RefSeq and is a predicted model, not a curated record. NCBI's taxonomy places the organism in Eukaryota, Metazoa, Chordata, Actinopteri, Perciformes, Percidae. The transcript has 11 exons.